Nerophis lumbriciformis (worm pipefish) is the source of this 1134-nucleotide messenger RNA. The record is from RefSeq and is a predicted model, not a curated record. NCBI's taxonomy places the organism in Eukaryota, Metazoa, Chordata, Actinopteri, Syngnathiformes, Syngnathidae.
AUGGCGGAUUUCCUGCCGUCGCGCUCCGUGCUCAAAGUUUGCCUUCCCGUGUGUCUGCUCAACAGCGGUGAGGUGGAGCAGGUCCGCCGCUCCAAGGAGAUCGACCGACGGCUCUCCCGAGAGAAAACCUACGUGAAGCGGCUGGUGAAGAUCCUGCUGCUGGGCGCGGGCGAGAGCGGCAAAUCGACGUUCCUCAAACAAAUGCGGAUCAUUCACGGCCAGGACUUCGACCAGAGAGCCCGCGAGGACUUCCGAGCCACUAUUUACAGCAACGUUAUCAAGGGCAUUCGAGUAUUGGUGGACGCCCGCGAAAAGCUGCACAUCCCAUGGGGCGACCCGAGCAACCAGCAGCGGGGCGACAAGCUGAUGGCGUUCGACACGCGCUCGGCCAAGAUGGUGCGCGGGCAGCUGGAGACGCCCGUUUUCUUGCAGUACCUGCCCGCUAUCAAAGCCCUGUGGGCCGACAGCGGCAUCCAGAACGCUUACGAUCGCCGUCGAGAAUUCCAACUGGGCGAGUCUGUCAAGUAUUUCUUGGAUAAUCUGGAUAAGCUUGGCGAGCUGAAUUACCUUCCGAGUCAGCAGGACAUCCUGCUGGCACGAAAGCCCACCAAAGGAAUCCACGAGUACGACUUCGAGCUGAAGAACGUCCCCUUCAAGAUGGUGGACGUGGGCGGCCAGCGGUCUGAACGGCGGCGCUGGUUCGAGUGCUUCGACUCGGUCACCUCCAUCCUCUUCCUCGUCUCCUCCUCUGAGUACGAUCAGGUUCUGAUGGAAGACCGUCAGACCAACCGACUGUGCGAGUCGCUCAACAUCUUCGAAACCAUCGUCAACAACCGCGUUUUCGCCAACGUGUCCAUCAUCCUCUUUCUCAACAAGACAGACCUGCUAGAGGAGAAGGUGAAAAGCGUACCUCUCAAGGACUACUUCCCCGAAUACAACGGGCCCGAGCACAGCCUGCCCGACGUACAGGCCUUCAUGGUAGAGUGCUUUCGGGCCAAGCGGCGCGACGCCACCCAGAAACCGCUCUACCACCACUUCACCACCGCCAUCAACACGGAGAACAUCCGACUGGUGUUCCGGGACGUCAAGGACACGAUUCUCCACGACAACCUCAAGCAGCUCAUGCUCCAAUGA